CUAUCUUAUAACCAUCUCUCUUUCCUUGUUUAUCUCUGUCUCAAUUUCAUUUCUCUCCCUCUCUCUGAUCUAUUUCCUUCAUCAUGUAUUUUUCCAGUGAAAAAAGAACCACACUCCUCAAUCUUAUACGCAUUUCAGCAUUUGUUUUAAUCCUUUUUGUCUCCAUAACCCUUCUCAAAAAUACCACAAAAACCGCUCACACCCCAGAUUUACACAUCCAGAAUCAUCUCCAAAUCGCCCAUGCCACAUGCCAGGGCACAUUGUACCGAGACCUCUGCGUCUCCACCCUCUCCUCUCUGCCAGAUCUCAACUCCAAGUCGCUCCCGCAGCUCAUCGCCGCCACUGUGAACCAAACCGUGUACGAAAUCAGAGCUUCCACCAGAAACUGCACCCGCAUUGAAACCAAAAGCCAUCUCGAUAUCCUAGAACAUAGAGCCUUAGAUGACUGUCUGGAGCUUCUCAGCUACACCAUGGAGGACCUGAAGUCGAUUCUCUCCGAACUCUCCAGGAGAAAAGCGGUGUCGCAGAACCACCACGAGUUGCAGACAAUCUUCAGCGCGGCGAUGACGAACCAGUACACGUGUCUUGAUGGGUUUGCUUAUAGUAGAGGGCGUGUUAGGGACAUUAUCAAGAGAGGCAUCUACAACAUUUCUCAUCACGUCAGUAAUUCUCUUGUCAUGCUAAACAAAAUUCCCGGCGACAACAAGACAUCGCCGUCCGAGGUUUUUCCGGGAUACGGUCGGGUGAAAAAUGGGUUUCCCAAAUGGCUGAAACAGAAAGACCGGAAGCUGUUGCAGGCGACCCUGUAUGAGACCAAAUUUGACUUAAUAGUGGCCCAGGACGGUACCGGAGACUUCACCACCAUCAGCGAGGCGGUGGCGGCAGCACCGAACAACAGUGACACAAGGAGCAUACUGGGAGAACGUGGAAGUGGAGAGGAAGAUAAAGAAUCUGAUGUUUGUCGGAGACGGGAUCGGGUAGACAGUAGUGAAGGCGAACUACUUGUUUGUUUGUAUGAUGCAGCGGGAAUAAAGAAUAGUGCUGUAAUUUUUAUUAGCAUGGAAAGGUGUGAACUUAGAAAGGAAGCCGUGGUCGGGAAUGGAUUCAUAGCCAAGGGUAUAACCAUUGAAAACGCGGCUGGACCAAGCAAACACCAAGCAGUUGCAUUAAGGUGCGGUUCAGACCUCUCAGCAUUCUAUAAGUGCAGCUUUGUUGGCUACCAAGACACUCUCUAUGUGCAUUCCCUCAGGCAAUUCUACCGUGAAUGUAACGUAUAUGGGACGGUGGACUUCGUCUUUGGCAAUGCAGCUGCCGUGUUUCAAAAUUGCAGCUUAUAUGCUAGCAAACCAAAUCCUAACCAAAAGAACAUUUUCACUGCUCAAGGGAGAGAAGACCGGAAUCAAAACACGGGGAUAUCAAUUUUGAAUAGCAAGCUGGUUGCUGCUGCUGAUUUGAUCCCGGAAAAGUCUUCGUUUAAAACGUUCCUAGGUCGACCAUGGAAGGAGUACUCUAGGACUGUGAUUCUACAAUCAUACAUUGAUGAUUCAGUGGAUCCUGCUGGAUGGUUGGAGUGGAAUGGUACAUUUGCAUUGAGCACAUUGUAUUAUGGGGAGUAUAUGAACCGAGGACCAGGGUCCAACACGAGUGCAAGAGUAACAUGGCCUGGAUUUAGGGUCAUCAAUAGCUCGGCCGAGGCAAGCCAGUUUGCUGUUGGACCAUUUAUUCAGGGACAAGAGUGGCUGCAUUCUACCAACAUUCCUUAUUUUCUCGAUUUGAUUAGUUGAGGAAAAUGUAGUUAAUUUCUUGAUUUGAAGUUGACCACCUAUUUCAGUGAUUGAUUAAGAUGCUAUUUCAGUAUGAAAUGGCUGUCAUGUACCAAAUAAAUUACUCUGCUUUAU
Molecule: messenger RNA, 1898 nt
Organism: Rubroshorea leprosula
Lineage: Eukaryota; Viridiplantae; Streptophyta; Magnoliopsida; Malvales; Dipterocarpaceae
Source: the annotation of a GenBank genome assembly